Molecule: messenger RNA, 1112 nt
Organism: Exophiala xenobiotica
Lineage: Eukaryota; Fungi; Ascomycota; Eurotiomycetes; Chaetothyriales; Herpotrichiellaceae
Product: eukaryotic translation initiation factor 1A, Y-chromosomal
Exons: 2
Coding region: 145-594 (149 amino acids)
Biological process (GO): translational initiation
Cellular component (GO): cytoplasm
Molecular function (GO): translation initiation factor activity; RNA binding
Source: RefSeq, a predicted model, not a curated record
UCUAAAUUCGCCUUCGAUCCUUCCACCAACACAACACCACACAUUCAUACAGCGCACCACCAGAUAACUCCUCUCUACUGUGCUACACUGCUCAAACAAAUCACAAGAACCAACAGAUUAUUGUCAUAAGAGAAACCAGCCAAUAUGCCCAAGAACAAGGGAAAGGGAGGCAAGAACCGACGUCGAGGAAAGAACGAAAACGACAAUGAAAAGCGCGAGUUGACCUUCAAAGAAGAGGGACAAGAGUACGCACAAGUCGUCAAGAUGCUGGGCAACGGCCGUCUCGAGGCACUCUGUUUCGACGGCGAGAAACGUCUAGCACACAUCCGGGGAAAACUGCGGAAAAAGGUGUGGAUCAACCAGGGCGACAUCAUCCUGCUCUCGUUGCGCGACUACCAAGAUGAAAAAGGCGAUGUCAUCCUCAAAUACUCCGCCGACGAGGCCAGAUCACUCAAGGCUUACGGCGAGCUACCCGAGAAUGCGAAGAUCAACGAAACAGAUACCUACGGCCACGAGGGUGUGGAUGACAAUGUCGAGUUCGACGAAGACAGGGACAGCGAAUCAGACAAGGAGGUUGAUAUUGACGACAUCUGAGUGCAAAAGUUAUUUUCAUGGAUAGAAGUUGGUGAAUUGCAACGCGCAUGAAUGCGAUGAGGCUUGAACCAGGCUUCCGGCUGCAUGGCUUAGCUUUUACACAUACGAUCAUGAUGGGAAGUUUUGGAAGAAAGGUCAGCAUGAAAGACUUGCAAUGAGAUCUCUUCUUUACCGAUCAUGUGUGGAUGACACCGUAUGGUCAGAUGCGUCAGCCUCGCAUAUUGCCCGAGGAGAAUAGAAGGGAUCUUGCAUCAGAACUUCCUAAGCCUUGCCAGCCUCACAGCAAAUACAUAAGCAAUGUUGCAACCACCCAUUCCAGCAGUCCCGGCACGUGAGGUCUUGAUGCAAACGAGUUUGUCGCAAAGGAUGGUGUCGCAAAGGAUGGAGUCGCACCACUGCUUCCCGCCAGGCUAGGAGUGAGUGUCAAAGUCCCAAAUGUCUCCGUGCUUUGACUAGAUUGACUAGAAACCCCUGUUGCUGAAACCGACACCUGCGUCGUGACAAUGACUAUACUUGGC